AUGACCGGGUCAGAGAAAGAGGCCAUGGAGCGCGAGCGUCGAGUGUUACAUAGGGCGAAGACCAUCGCGAUGCUAAAUCGCGAUAGCACGUUGAACCGUAUGAAGGCCAUAGCUGACAUGGCGUCCCGAGUGAGGGAUGCGUCCGAGUUGAAGCCCAAAUUAUUAACUGCAGCCGGUGACCUAGACUCCCUAUGGGAUACAUUUCUUCGACAUAAUGAUGCGGUUUUGAAUGCGUUACUAGAUUUGGACUUAGCCUCAGAAUAUUCUGUUACUCUGGAAGCGGAGGUUCGUACUCUGUACUUUGACGCACGUUCUAUAGUGGAAGAAUUUGCUCCCCUACACACAAGCAGGGCCUUAUCACAUGGUUCCAGUCGCUCAUCAACAUGA
This is a messenger RNA of Macrosiphum euphorbiae (potato aphid), 387 nucleotides long. NCBI's taxonomy places the organism in Eukaryota, Metazoa, Arthropoda, Insecta, Hemiptera, Aphididae. The record is from the annotation of a GenBank genome assembly.